Lodderomyces beijingensis is the source of this 1050-nucleotide messenger RNA. The record is from the annotation of a GenBank genome assembly. NCBI's taxonomy places the organism in Eukaryota, Fungi, Ascomycota, Pichiomycetes, Serinales, Debaryomycetaceae.
AUGACUCCUGCACCAAUUAUACAAACUGCCCCAGUGACUGCUGGUUUAAAGUUCACGCCAGCUGCUGAUGGUAAAAAACACAAGUCGAGAGCUGCUGACCAGAAGAUCAGCUUGACGACAGAUGCCGCCAACGGCGACGUCAAGUUUGCCGACUGGGACAAUUUCAAGUUUGCCCCCAUCAGAGAAUCAACCGUUUCUCGUGCCAUGACCAAGAGGUACUUUGCCGAUCUCGACAAGUAUGCCGAGUCCGACGUUGUUAUUGUUGGCGCUGGCUCUGCUGGGUUGUCUGCUGCGUAUGUGUUGGCUAAAAACAGACCGGAGUUGAAGAUUGCCAUCAUUGAAGCUUCCGUGUCGCCAGGCGGUGGAUGCUGGUUGGGCGGUCAAUUAUUCUCGGCCAUGGUCUUGAGGAAGCCUGCUGAGCAGUUCUUGGACGACUUGGGUGUUGAAUACGAAGACGAAGGAGACUAUGUGGUUGUCAAGCACGCUGCCUUGUUCAUGUCCACCUUAAUCUCAAAAGUGUUGCUGUUUCCCUCGGUGAAGUUGUUCAAUGCAACUGCAGUGGAGGAUUUGCUCACCAGGCGCGACGAGACCACCGGGGAGUUGAGAGUCGCUGGUGUGGUUACCAACUGGACUUUGGUGACUUUGAACCACAACAACCACUCGUGCAUGGACCCAAACACCAUCAACUGCGAUAUCGUGUUGUCGGCCGCGGGCCAUGAUGGUCCCUUUGGUGCCUUUUCGGCAAAGAGAUUGGAAGAGUUGACCAAGGACACCCCUCCAGGCAAGUCUGGCUUUACCCGCUCUCCAAUGCUCAGUUUGGACAUGAACUUGGCCGAGGAUGCCGUGGUCAAGGGAAGCACCGAGCGCCUCGACGGUGUUGUUUUCGCAGGCAUGGAAGUGGCGGAAGUGGGUGGUUCCUGGAGAAUGGGUCCAACAUUUGGUGGAAUGGUUUUGCUGGGCUUGAAGGCUGCUGAAUCUGUUUUGAAUGCAAUCGACAUUAGAAAGAAGCAAAAUGCGUCAUGUUACGGUGGAAGUGCUCAAACAAACUGA